Hipposideros armiger (great roundleaf bat) is the source of this 1213-nucleotide messenger RNA. It is a transcript of the gene ENDOG, whose product is annotated as endonuclease G. Gene Ontology annotation, cellular component: nucleus; mitochondrial inner membrane. Gene Ontology annotation, molecular function: single-stranded DNA endonuclease activity; metal ion binding; nucleic acid binding. The record is from RefSeq and is a predicted model, not a curated record. The transcript is spliced from 3 exons. Lineage: Eukaryota; Metazoa; Chordata; Mammalia; Chiroptera; Hipposideridae. The coding region runs from base 240 to 1148 and encodes 302 amino acids. Gene Ontology annotation, biological process: apoptotic DNA fragmentation.
CGUUCGGGGAGGGUCCCUACCUCCUUCGUUGGAUUCCCCAGGCAUCCUUUCGGAUCCUUUGGGAGUGAUAGGGACUGAGGUUGCAGCUGCCCACGUCCCCACCCGGCCCCAUCCCCCCGGUGGUUCCCCUCAGGCCCGCGCGGCCCCUUUAAGCGUCCCGGGUCGCACGCGGGAGGCCGCGGCGUUUCCUUGGCACGCCGGGGCGCCUUCCAUUCGCGUAGCGGUCGCACUCUCCAGUCAUGCGGGCGCUGCGGGCCGGCCUGACCCUGGCGCUGGGCGCAGGGUUGGGCGCGGCUGCCGAAGGCUGGCGGCGGCAGCGGGCAGAAGCACGGCCGGCGCCGGGGCUGCUGGGCCGGUUGCCCGUGCUGCCCGUCGCGGCGGCGGCCGAACUGCCCGCCGUGCCUGUCGUACCCGGGGCCCCGGCGGGAGGCGGCCCUGGUGAGCUAGCCAAGUACGGGCUGCCCGGGCUGGCACAGCUCAAGAGCCGCGAGUCGUACGUGCUGUGCUACGACCCGCGCACCCGCGGCGCGCUCUGGGUGGUGGAGCAGCUGCGCCACGAGCGGCUCCGCGGCGACGGCGACCGCCGCUCGUGCGACUUCCGCGAGGACGACUCGGUACAUGCGUACCACCGCGCCACUAAUGCCGACUACCGCGGCAGCGGCUUUGACCGCGGCCACUUGGCCGCCGCUGCCAACCACCGCUGGAGCCAGAAGGCCAUGGACGACACCUUCUACCUGAGCAACGUCGCGCCCCAGGUGCCCCACCUCAACCAAAAUGCCUGGAACAACCUGGAGAAGUACAGCCGGAGCUUGACCCGCACCUACCAAAAUGUCUAUGUCUGCACAGGGCCGCUCUUCCUGCCCAGGACGGAGGCUGAUGGCAAGUCCUACGUGAAGUACCAGGUGAUCGGCAAGAACCAUGUGGCAGUGCCCACCCACUUCUUCAAGGUGCUGAUCCUGGAGGCAGGAGGUGGGCAAAUUGAACUCCACUCCUAUGUGAUGCCCAACGCGCCUGUGGAUGAGGCAAUCCCGCUGGAGCGCUUCCUGGUGCCCAUCGAGAGCAUUGAGCGGGCCUCAGGGCUGCUGUUUGUGCCAAAUAUCCUGGCGCGGGCGGGCAGCCUCAAGGCCAUCACUGCAGGUAGCAAGUGAAGGCGACAGCCCAGCCAGACUGAGGGUGUGGGGACUGGGUUGCAUUAAAGGUGGUUAUUUUUGGA